Molecule: messenger RNA, 775 nt
Organism: Agelaius phoeniceus (red-winged blackbird)
Lineage: Eukaryota; Metazoa; Chordata; Aves; Passeriformes; Icteridae
Gene: TMEM35B
Product: transmembrane protein 35B
Source: RefSeq, a predicted model, not a curated record
AUGGCGGCGGCCUUCACCGCCCUCCGUGUCCUGCUUGGGCUCUUCUUCUUCCUCACGGGCGUCCUGAAGGUCUCGGACUGGCUCUCUGCCGACCUGCACCGGCACAUGGCAUCGGAGUUCGUGCGUUUUGCCAAGGUGUUUCCCCUGAAGGACUUGGGGUUUGUGCCGGAGCCGGGCAGGUACCUGGCGGCCGUGGGCUGGGUGGAGGUGACGGCCGGGCUGUUGCUGGCAUUUGGGCCCCAGCUGCUGCAGGAGAUCAGCAACUUCAUCCUCAGCGUCGUCAUGAUAGGUGCCAUCUACACUCUGCUGGCGCUGCAGGAGCCGCUGGCCAUGUGUGCCCCGGCCACCCUCUCCCUCGGCCUCCUCCUGCUGCUCAACAUCCGCGGGUACCCAGCUGCCCCCCGGCCCAAGUUCGAGUGAUGAGAGGCGGGAAGGACAGACGGGAAGGACAGACAGGAAGGACAGACGGGAAGGACAGACGGCUCGGCUGCUGGGGAGCAACACCUUUAUGGUAUUUUCAGGGAUGACGUCGCAUCCUUGCUGAUGAGACACAGUGUGUCCUCUCCUGCCUCUGCCAGUGACUCUGGUGCUGGCUGUCCCCACACUGUGGGACCUGGGCUGGUGCUGUGGGAUGGUGGCCAUGGCACCACUGUGACACUGCUGUGACACUGCUGAACUCGCACAAGGUGUCCGGCUCUUUCCAGUGUUUGGCCACACUAAGCAGGGGCUGGCUCUGCUCUCUUUCAAAUUUUGGAAUAAAACCUCUUGUUUUUCA